AGAGAGAGAGAGAGAGAGAGAGAGAGAGAGAGAAUGGCGAACGAAGCAGAAGCCAUGUUACGAGGCCAAGCAGAAAUAUGGCAAUGCAUGUUUCAUUUUGUGGACUCAAUUGCUUUGAAGUGUGCUUUGGAUCUUGGUAUAGCGGACAUCAUCCAAGCACGCGGCUGCCCCAUCACCUUAUCCCAAAUCGCCAACGACGUUGCCUCCUCACCAUCUCUAGACAUCGCUCACCUCUCCCGCCUCAUGAGAUUCUUAGUCCACAAAAAACUCUUCGACGCCACAAAUCCCCGAUCAGAUUCGGAUUCAGAAGAAGAGACUCUCUACAGCCUCAACCACUGCUCUAAAUGGCUUUUACGCGACCCACAACAACUAAGUCUGGUCCCUUUGCUUUGCUUAUUGCAAUACCAUCCAUUGCUAACUGCACCAUAUAAAUUCCUCUCCAGAUCUAUACAAGAGGGUGGUAAUGCAUUCCACAUGGCCCAUGGGCGUGAGUUGUGGGACUUUGCAUCGGUCGAUCCUGAGCUCAACAAGGUCUUCAAUGAUGGCAUGGAAUGUACUGCUAGGAUCACGAUCAAGGCUUUGAUAUCCGAAUAUAAACAUGGGUUUGAUUGCAUUGGAUCUCUAGUCGAUGUUGGUGGUGGCACUGGGGCUUCCAUUGCUGAGAUUGUGAAAGCAUACCCGCAUGUCAAAGGAACCAACUUUGAUUUGCCACACGUUGUUGCCACUGCACCACCAUGCCCUGGAGUUAACCACGUUGGGGGUGACAUGUUUAGUAACAUUCCAGCUACAGAUGCAAUCUUCAUGAAGUGGAUCCUACACAACUGGAGUGAUGAAGAUUGUGUCAAGAUAUUGAGAAACUGCAGAAAAGCAAUCCCAGAGAAAACUGGAAAGAUUGUUAUAGUUGAUACGAUUUUGCAACCGGGUGGCGAUGGCCUAUUUGACAACAUAGGCAUGGCAUUGGACCUAGUGAUGCUCACGUUGUUUGGAGGUGGGAAAGAGAGGACUGAGCUUGAAUGGAAAAAGAUACUAAAUGAAGGAGGAUUCGUGCGCUACAACAUCAUCAAAAUUCCAGCUUUCCAGUCAAUUAUCGAGGCAUAUCCACAAUAACUGGCGACUGAUGUGCUUCGAAUACAAUAAUGAGUCAGGAGCAAGAACAAAUGUGCAAAACAAACAUACAAAGUGGACCUCACACAAGCAGUGGAACCAACAUGUUAUAUUUACUGGCAUCUUUGUUAGUAUUCUUAGUAUUAUUGUCUUUAGAUAAUAAGUGUUCCAACCCAAACUAAAUCCUAUUAUCUCUUCCAAUAUGUUUUAGCAAGCUUCCAUCAUUGAUCUAAUAAUGGUUGUGGGAACAAGUACUUCCA
This is a messenger RNA of Camellia sinensis, 1364 nucleotides long. Its product is annotated as xanthohumol 4-O-methyltransferase. Lineage: Eukaryota; Viridiplantae; Streptophyta; Magnoliopsida; Ericales; Theaceae. Gene Ontology annotation, molecular function: protein dimerization activity; O-methyltransferase activity. The record is from RefSeq and is a predicted model, not a curated record.